AUGGAGGUGAAAACAUUAAGAUUGAAAACAAUUCUAACUGGAAAUUUUAAUGUUGGCAAAACUUCGAUAAUAAAAAGACUUUGUUGUAACGCAUUUGAUAAAGAUAUGAAACCCACAAUAGGUGGGCCUGACACGUCGGAUGUAUACACUAGUAAUGGAACAAAAAUUGAGCUUGUGUUAUGGGAUACCGCGGGACAAGAAAAAUAUUAUUGUCUUUUUCCUGUGUUUUACAGAAAUUCCAGUAUUGUUAUAAUUGUGUAUGAUCCCAAUAAUUCGCAAUCGUUUGAAAACGUGACGUAUUGGGUCGAUUCAGUACACCAAUAUUGCGACAAAGACACAGUUAUUGUUGUUGUUUGUAACAAAAUAGAUUUGGAAAAUCAAUUAAUUACAAAGGAAAUGGCUACUCUAUUAUGUAAACAAUAUGGUGAUAUUCCACUCAUGUUUUGCUCGGCACUAAGUGGUGAUGGCGUUAAGGAAGUGUUUGAUUUUGCAGUCAACAAGUUUUACAAUACCAAAGGCGAUAAAAUGUUCGCACAAACAAAUAACACAACGAAACACCACAGCAAUGUAAGUUGUGGCAUUUUCUAA
Molecule: messenger RNA, 588 nt
Organism: Entamoeba invadens IP1
Lineage: Eukaryota; Evosea; Mastigamoebida; Endamoebidae
Product: rab6, putative
Exons: 3
Coding region: 1-588 (195 amino acids)
Molecular function (GO): GTPase activity; GTP binding
Source: RefSeq, a predicted model, not a curated record